GGCGGGAGGAGCCGCGCUCCGGAGCGGGAGGGAGAUCCGCCGCCGAGUUACGGGAAAGUUGGUCCGAGUGCUCGGAGUUUCCCUCUGUGGUUGCCCGGGGUCGGCCGGCCGGUGUCCCGGCUCUUUUCCGCCCUUCGGCCUUCGCCGUGCAUCAGGUCCCCCCUUCCUGCCCCCGGCCGCCAUGGAGCAGCCGCCGGCGCCCAAGAGUAAACUAAAAAAGCUGAGUGAAGACAGUUUGACUAAGCAGCCUGAAGAAGUUUUUGAUGUGUUAGAGAAGCUUGGUGAAGGGUCUUAUGGAAGUGUAUUUAAAGCAAUACAUAAGGAAUCUGGUCAAGUAGUUGCAAUUAAACAAGUACCUGUUGAGUCAGAUCUUCAGGAAAUAAUCAAAGAAAUUUCCAUAAUGCAGCAAUGUGACAGCCCAUAUGUUGUAAAGUACUAUGGCAGUUAUUUUAAGAACACAGACCUCUGGAUUGUCAUGGAGUAUUGUGGAGCUGGCUCGGUCUCAGACAUAAUUAGAUUACGAAACAAGACAUUAACAGAAGAUGAAAUUGCAACCAUUCUCAAAUCUACACUGAAAGGAUUAGAAUAUUUGCACUUUAUGAGAAAAAUACACAGAGAUAUAAAAGCUGGAAAUAUUCUCCUUAAUACAGAAGGACAUGCAAAAUUGGCAGAUUUUGGGGUGGCUGGCCAGCUAACAGAUACAAUGGCAAAACGCAAUACUGUGAUAGGAACUCCAUUUUGGAUGGCUCCAGAGGUGAUUCAAGAAAUAGGCUAUAACUGUGUGGCCGACAUCUGGUCUCUUGGCAUUACUUCCGUAGAAAUGGCUGAAGGAAAACCCCCUUAUGCUGAUAUACAUCCAAUGAGG
Molecule: messenger RNA, 865 nt
Organism: Carlito syrichta (Philippine tarsier)
Lineage: Eukaryota; Metazoa; Chordata; Mammalia; Primates; Tarsiidae
Product: serine/threonine-protein kinase 3
Exons: 6
Biological process (GO): regulation of MAPK cascade; protein phosphorylation; intracellular signal transduction
Cellular component (GO): cytoplasm
Molecular function (GO): ATP binding; protein serine/threonine kinase activity
Source: RefSeq, a predicted model, not a curated record